UUUAUGUCAUUUAAUUCUUCUGUGUUGGCUGUGAACUUGUAAACCCCUGCAGGAUAUCUACAAGAAUGUACACAGCACGCUAGAAAAUACUUAGGCCUUCUAAAACUACAUUUACAGUCAGUAACACAUGUGUAUGAGACACAGCAGUGCUUUCAUUGUGUUGUCAAAUCCACUGCCCCAAACACACAGUGUACAAUGUGUUUUCUGUUUUGGAAAUAAGAAAAAGUGUGUUCAAAAACAGUUAAAGAUGUAUAAAAAUAUUUCUAAUCAUUCAAUUCUUAAAUUUUUUUGAAAGAAUUUAAGAAGAUGAACAGGGGAAGACUCAAAACUGAAGACGAGUGUUGCAUCAAAGAAAAUUAUAUUUAUCUUAAAGAUAAUAUUGAAGCUAAAGAGCUUGUGGAUUAUCUCUUUCAGAACAGUGUUAUUUCAGAGAAUGAUAAGGAAGAGAUUCAAUGUGGAAAAACAAAAUAUGACAGAAACGAAUGUUUACUGAAAAAGAUCUUAAAUUCCGGUCCAAAUGAAGCGUUUAGUAUUUUCUUGAAUGCAUUAAAGGAAUAUUUUACACCGACUCAUAGUCAUUUGGAGAAAUGGCUUCUUGAGCACAAUGAUAGUGCCUUAAGGAAAUCAAAAGCAGACGACAACGUUGGGGAUACAUGGCCAGAAAAUAGCACUGAUGUUCAAGAUAUCGAGAUAGAUGGACCCAAAGGAUCGAAUAACUUGGAUUUCAGCAUUUCUUCCUUGAUUGAAAUUGAAGAUGAAGACUUGAAGGAAUUGCCCAAGGAGAAAGUAGAGAUGUACCUCAGGACUUUGUUCAUAGCGCUGGAAGAAACUCCAACAGCUAAAAACGACACAGAAAGUGUAUCUGAAAUCCUAAGAUUAUUGUGUUACAACGAACACGCUAUUCUAAUUAUAGAAGUACUAAGUGACCAAAUGUAUUUGAUAGAGAACAUAACCGAACUGUGCAUUGAUUGGAUUGAAGAAGCCUUGGAUCUUAAAAAGAAAGACUCCAUGAAAGUCCCAGUCAGUGUAUUAAAUCUACUCGUGGCACUGGAGGUGCUCUUCUCAAGCGAUUUACAAAUCUUGAGAAAAAAAGAGAAUGAAGGCCAACCGCUAAGUCCUUGCACGAACGAGCUUGAGAAAAAAAUGUUCAAAUUGUUUGCCUCAGUGAUGACAGCGAGUAUCAAUCCAGCCAUCCAAGAGAAGGAAAUGACUGACAUAAAGAAGAAGUGUUUCAUCAUCAUCUUUUAUUUGGUGAAAGACAAAAGGAUGUGGGAACGCAAAUGUUCAUUGAAUGAAAUCCAGCAGAUAUUGAAAGAUAACAUAAAUAACAGUGAUCCUGUGAGUAAAGUUGUCUCCACCUUUCUACAUCAGAUCAUACAUGAGGGUCCCAUAGAAUGCACAGAUGAGGUCAUUGCUUUAUCAGUUCAAUGGAUCAUGGAAGCUCGAAAAAGUAAAACAUUUACAGCCAAGAACGGUGUUGAUGCCUGCCUCCUGUUGAAUGGGUUGGAAAUAUUCUGCUAUACGGAUAUUGAUUUAUUGAAGCCUCAAGUACUCGAUAAGAAACAGUUUUUGGAACUUCUUAUUAUUUUGUUGAACCUAAAAGAGAGAUUUAUAAGACGAAAGAAACUGGACAGCAUCUGUUUGUCUGCCAUAAUGAUUGUAUACAACAUCAUUGUUUCCUGUACAUAUCGAGAUUUCAUCGAAUAUAAAUUAUUGUACAAGGUACUUUUUGAAUUCAUUGAAAAUGAAAAUAACAUUUUGAAGGUAGCAGCCAAUGUGACUUUAGCCAUGUUGUGUCACACAGAAUCUAUAGCCAUCAGAGAAAUCAAAGGUGAUGUAAUAGAAACAAUAACAGAAUGGUUUCUGGCAGCUAUAAGGCACCCCAAGCAAAAAUAUGGCCGAGGGUUUUAUGCGAGGCAUUUGUUACAAGCUCUUUGCAAAAUUUCAGCAAAUCAGUUCAACACAGGAGAGCUUAGAAAAAAAUUAUAUGAAAUCAGCUCAGCGGUUGACCAUCAUGAUAUAUCAUUGAAGGAAACGUUUGAGAUCAUAAAACAACAGGUGCAAAUAUCAACGUCAGAGAAAUAUGAAAUCGUACCAACAGUCGCUGCCUCAGAUCGAGAAGACCCUAAUGAUCAAGCUCAGGAUGAGCCAGUUGAAAUGAGAAAGGUAAAGCUCAAAGACAAGAGUAUUGACAUUCUAUUAAUUGGUAAAACCGGCAACGGAAAAAGUGCCACGGGAAAUACAAUCCUGGGACGUGAGGUCUUUGAAUAUAAAGACAGUGCUCAGUCAGUGACCUGUGAAAUCAAACACGCAUACACAACCUUCAAUUGUCGAGAGAUCAAGGUCGUCGAUGCGCCUGGAGUUGAUGAUACUGACAACAUGAAUGAUUUGGCGUUAUCCACGAAAAUAAUGAUAGACAGAAUGCAAGACGCCGUCUUGGAUCACCCUGACGGCUACCACGCUUUCCUUUUAGUGGUGAAGUAUGGAGGAAGAUUUACCAAGGAAGAUAAAAAUGUUAUCGAAACAUUAAAAAACAUAUUUGGGCCUAAUAUUGUUAAGGAGUACUGUAUUCUUCUUGUCACUCAUGGCGACAACUACAGAUCAAACAAAGCCAACAAAGAUAAACAAUUUAAACAGUGGCUAUCUGAACAAAAAGGUGUUUUCCUGGAGCUAUUUAAGGAGUGUGGAUCUCGUGCGGUGCUUUUUGAUAACAACACAGAGGAUGACCAAAUCAAGAAAAAACAGAUGAAGAAAUUGAUAUCAGCGAUUGAUAAUUUACAAUACGGUCGAAGAUACAGAAGCUCUCAUUUCCAUGCAGCUGAGGAAAGACGAAAGGAACUACUACUUAAAUCGAACGAGCCUCAAAUCUCUGAAGAAAUUAGAAAAAAGUGCAGCGCUCUGAUGAUGCAGUCGAUGAGUAUAGUGCACAAAGAUCCAGAAAAACAAAUUUCUCUGCUUCAAGGCUUAAUUAACGAGGCGAGAAAGCUGCAAAAAAAAGUUAUUGUUGACGACAAAGGUACCGGUAUUUUAAAAACAUCAAUUGAUACUACAAAUCAUUUACUUCUAACAGUUGAAAAACAGCCCACUAUUUUAAAUAUGCAAAAAGAGAAAUUUCGUGUUGAAAAGCUAAAAGAGGAAAUGGAGAGAACAAGUGAAGUGAAAAUGAAAGAAUACGAAGAAGAGUUAAGGCGAAAGGCUGAAGAAGAAUCCAAAUGGAAAACUCUGCAGAUAGAACAACAGAUCGAGGAGAAAUUUUCUGAGGACAGACAUCAGAUAAAGAACUUGGAGAAGACGAUCAAAGAUCUGGAAUCAAAACUCAAAGAGCAAGUAGAGACUUACCAAAAAAAUUUAGUUGAGACUCAGGCUAAAUAUGAGGAGAUGAUUGCAGAGAUGACAAUUCAGUACACUAAACUUAAGAAGAAGAAUUCCAGCUUUGGGAAUAGACUUAGCAAUCUAUGUGUGCAACAAUAAGAAGUUUGACAGAAGCCUGGUCAAAAGGCUAAGUACGCCUGAACUUCACUUGACUCGAGCAAAGUUGUGUGAGCGCCUAAAGGCAGCACGAAAAACCUUCUCCCAAAUACCCCUCCCCCCAACUGGUCCACAAAACUGAUUGACCAUAGCGCUUUGAGCAUGCUAUAGUCAUGAAAUAAAGGUUAUGUAUUUCAAUUUUCAUAACUUGCGUCGAUUUAAUUUACCUACUUUGAUUUACUCAUAUAAGAAUAUGGUCUGCAAUGAACGAAAUUUGGAUUUAAUUGUUAUUUAAUUUCUCAAUACAUUAUUAUAUAUAUAGGUCUGUGAAUAUUGAAUUUUCUUAUUCGAAACAAACUUAAAAGGAAUUAAUUUAGUUGUUGCUUGCUAAGCUUUAUAUCCCUCAAAAACAAAACUAAGGAAAUUGAUUUCAAUAUUCAAUUUUAAUUUUAAAUAUCUCAGCAGAGAAAAGAUGUAUAUAUUAAUGUAAGCUUUUUCUUUAAGUCCGGCUAGGCGUUGCGACGUCAUAAUUUAAUUCUAUAUAAAUACCAUGAUGUAUUUAUCAUACACAUUCUCAAAAUGUAUUUAAUAAAUUUAAUGUUUGUUACAUCACUGAAACAUGUACCUCCACGGCUCUACGGAGUACUGCACAUAUUAAUAUUUAUAAGCCAAUAAGUUUUAUAUUUACUAUUUAUUUAUAGUUUUAUUUAUAGCUAUUGAUAUGUUAUUGUAAUAUACUAGGAUUAUAUAUUUGCGGUAACUUCAAAAUAAAUGGAUUACAUUUUUUAAAAUAUA
This is a messenger RNA of Biomphalaria glabrata, 4263 nucleotides long. RefSeq lists its product as uncharacterized. The record is from RefSeq and is a predicted model, not a curated record. Gene Ontology annotation, molecular function: GTP binding. NCBI's taxonomy places the organism in Eukaryota, Metazoa, Mollusca, Gastropoda, Planorbidae. The transcript has 18 exons. Gene Ontology annotation, biological process: regulation of apoptotic process. Bases 307 to 3471 code for a protein of 1054 amino acids.